AUGGUGGGUAGUUCGGAUAAACAGUCCUCUCUUGAUACGAUUCUGGCCGGCGAAGACGUAUCAUUGGACGAAGAUGCCGGCCUUCCUUUAUUACGCGCGUCGUCAUUCACAUGUAAUCGAGCCGGUACGCGGCUACUAUACGGUGCUUCCGACGGAGAACUACGCUGUGUAGACUUCUAUAAGUGGAUGAGCGGUGGAUGUGGACCACUAUGGACAAAGAAACUGGAACAAAGUGUCAGCGCUGUCGCUAUGAAUCAUGACGAUUCGGUCGCGGCUGCCGCUAACGGGACGAUUGUAUCGUUUUAUAGCGACGCUGGGGAACAUAUAAUGAAUACCACUAAAGGAGAUAUGUAUCUCCUCGACGCUAGGAAGACAAGAGGUCAUACAGCAACGGUUACAUGUGUUUCAGCAGAUCCACUACAAAACAAUCUUUUCACCUCAGGAUCAAUUGAUGGAACCAUACGUACAUUUGAUAUCGAAGCACCAAGACAAGGUGUAGCAAUGUCUAUACAUUCAACCUCUUGUUACGUACCACGCUCAUCAAGAGGACCCAGAGCACCGAUACGCUCCCUAGGCUUUGCUACGUUAAAGGGAACAAGUAUUAUCAUCGGAGGCACAGAUCGCGGUGGAAUAUUAACGUGGGAUAGACGUACGGCGUAUCCAGGUGUAUCAUGUUUAGAUGCCCACAUGUCACCGGUGAAUUCGGUCAUAUCACAUGAAGAAGAUCUAGUACUGAGCCGCUGCAAUGACAACGUGAAGUUAUGGGACCUCCGCAAUUUAAAGAAUGCACUACGGGAAUGUACGAUAUCAGGUGGUGAAAGUGGCGCUGGUGUGGCACUUAGUCCAGACGGAGCUCACCUUGCAGUGGGUGAAGUGAUACCUGUGAACCCAAAAAAUAUCAAAGAAGGGUUCAAAGGGUCUAUACGAAUAUUAUGUACCAAAUCAUUGGAUAUAGUAGAAACCUUACGAUUGAAAUCUGCUCCUGGACCGUUAUCAUGGGCUCACGAACUCGGACAGCUAUUAGCUACCUGCCACGAUGGUAAAACAUGGUGUAGAUGUAGUACAGAUGCCCUUGAAGCAAUGUAUUUGCAACGUGCAAGGGAAACUACACGUCAAAAGAGGAUAUCGGACACACACAAAACGGUAUCGGUGCAACCAGAAGUACAUCCCAUCGACCAGUUACCAGAUAACCUCGAGGAAACUGAUGAUGGGACUCUGAAACGACGCAGGGUAACUAAACAAUACAAAAAACCAGGAGCACGUGAAGAACCCGAUCUGGACUAUGUCUCGUAUGGACGAACCCCAGUAAAUUACGAAGAUGAAGAUAUUGUAACAAAACUUCGUGCUAUGGAAGGGAAUGCCACAGGUGUAGCAGCAGAAGCAACAGGAACUGGUAUACAACGUGUUCCGUAUAAGGUGGACAAGUUUAUGCGUAUGUAUCAGAAGACGCAACCAGAAUUGAUCCUGGAUUUCACCGCACCAGAAACAAAGGAAGAAAAUAUGCUACAAGGGGUACAAAAAUGCCCUAGAUGUGGUAUCAAGAUUUGUCAAUGUGGGUACAUGGAUAGCCGCAAAUAA
Molecule: messenger RNA, 1578 nt
Organism: Babesia sp. Xinjiang
Lineage: Eukaryota; Apicomplexa; Aconoidasida; Piroplasmida; Babesiidae
Gene: gad-1
Product: Gastrulation defective protein 1
Exons: 1
Coding region: 1-1578 (525 amino acids)
Biological process (GO): regulation of DNA double-strand break processing
Cellular component (GO): site of double-strand break; nucleus
Molecular function (GO): protein binding
Source: RefSeq, a predicted model, not a curated record